UGGAAGAUGCUGGAUAAGGCCACUCUGCUCCUGUUCCUGCAUUUAGUCUCAUGCUCCAUCUCCUCUCCUCUCUACCCAGCUCUCAGGUACACUCCAGGGCCAGCUGCUGGCAAGGCCAUGAACUUCCAGCUACAGCAGAGCAGCUCACUGCAGAGCCAUAACCUCUCAGCAGAGGAACAGGAGGAGGGUUUGUUAACAGACCCCACCGAGAAGAGGAUGCAGCGCCACGCUGACGCCAUAUUCACCAACAGCUACCGGAAGUUCCUGGGGCAGAUUUCUGCCCGAAAAUUCCUCCAGACCAUCAUUGGCAAGAGGCUUGGAAGCAGGGAGAGCAGCCCAGGGCAGGGGCUGCGGGAGCCCCCGACGCGGCGGCAGUCCGACGGCAUCCUGAUGGACAGCCACUACCAGCUGCUGAUGCUCCUCAGGGACUUCCUGGGAACCACUCUGCACAACCACAGGCCUCAGGAUAUCAGCAGCAGUCGGUUAAAAACCUUUCCCAGUGCCCUGACUAAGCUCAUGUAA
Molecule: messenger RNA, 522 nt
Organism: Colius striatus (speckled mousebird)
Lineage: Eukaryota; Metazoa; Chordata; Aves; Coliiformes; Coliidae
Gene: GHRH
Product: growth hormone releasing hormone
Exons: 5
Coding region: 7-522 (171 amino acids)
Biological process (GO): positive regulation of multicellular organism growth; adenylate cyclase-activating G protein-coupled receptor signaling pathway; positive regulation of cell population proliferation
Cellular component (GO): terminal bouton; perikaryon; extracellular region
Molecular function (GO): growth hormone-releasing hormone receptor binding; growth hormone-releasing hormone activity; peptide hormone receptor binding
Source: RefSeq, a predicted model, not a curated record